UCCUCCCGCGGACCCCGCCCCUCCCCGACCAUGCCGCGCGCGCCCAGGUGCAGAGCGGUGCGCGCCCUGCUGCGUGGCCGCUACCGCGAGGUGCUGCCCUUGGCUACCUUCAUGCGGCGCCUGGGGCCGCAAGGCCAGCGGCUCGUGCGGCGCGGGGACCCGGCGGCCUUCCGCGCGCUGGUGGCCCAGUGCCUGGUGUGCGUGCCCUGGGACGCGCGGCCGGCCCCCGUCGGCCCGUCCUUCCGCCAGGUGUCCUGCCUCAAGGAGCUGGUGGCCAGGGUGGUGCAGAGGCUCUGCGAACGCGGCGCCAGGAACGUGCUGGCGUUCGGCUUCGCCCUGCUGGACGGGGCCCGCGGCGGGCCGCCAGUGGCCUUCACGACCAGCGUGCGCAGCUACCUGCCCAACACGGUAACCGAGACCCUGCGCGGCAGCGGCGCCUGGGGGCUGCUGCUGCGCCGUGUGGGCGACGAUGUGCUCGCCCACCUGCUGACGCGCUGCGCGCUCUACCUUCUGGUGGCCCCGAGUUGCGCCUAUCAGGUGUGCGGGCCGCCGCUCUACGACCUCUGUGCACCUGCCGCCACUCGGCCCCUCGCCACCUCCGGCCACCGGCCUGGGACCCGGAUGGACCUCAGACCCACGCGCCAGGCCCGAAACGCGGGCGCGAGGCGGCGGCGGGGUGGCGGCGGGAGCAGCCCGCCUCUAGCCAAGAGGCCCAGGCACGACGUGACCCCAGAGCCCGCGCGGGGGCCAGACAGGCCGUGUUCCCGGGCCCCCCCGGGCAGGGCCCACGGGCUGAGUGGCGGCGAACCUGGCGCAGUGACAUCUGCCAGGGCCGCCGCGGAGGCCAACUCCGGGGAGGGAGGGCCCCCUGGGACUCGGCUCACCUCCGCAGCAGGCGCACAGCUGUCUCGGCCCCAGGGCGUGCCCUUAUCACACCUAUCACACCCUGAGACCAAGCACUUCCUCUACUGCCCGGGAGGCAAGGAGCGGCUGCGCCCCUCCUUCCUGCUCAGUGCCCUGCAGCCUAGCCUGACAGGGGCCCGGACACUCCUGGAGGCCAUCUUUCUGGGCUCUAAGUCUCCGCGGCCAGGGGCUGCCCGCAGGACUCGCCGCCUGCCCGCUCGCUACUGGCGGAUGCGGCCCCUGUUCCGAGAGCUGCUUGCCAACCACGCCCGGUGCCCCUACGACGCGCUCCUCAGGACGCACUGCCCGCUUCGAGCCCCGGCCCCUGCGGAGGGGCCUAGCGACCGGGCCGGCGGGGGGGCGGGCGGCUGCGCCCUGGGGCGGCCCCCGGGAGCCCCCGGAGGCCUGCUCCAGCUUCUCCGGCAGCACAGCAGCCCCUGGCAGGUGUACGCUUUCCUGCGGGCCUGCCUGUGCAGGCUCGUGCCCGCUGGACUCUGGGGCUCCGGGCACAACCGGCGCCGCUUCUUGAGGAACGUGAAGAAGUUCGUCUCCCUGGGGAAGCACGCUAAGCUUUCGCUGCAGGAGCUGACCUGGAAGAUGCGGGUGCAGGACUGUGCCUGGCUGCGCGGGAGCCCAGGGGCCCGCUGUGUCCCAGCCGCCGAACACCGCCGCAGAGAGGAGGUCCUGGCCAAGCUCCUGUGCUGGUUGAUGGGCACGUACGUGGUUGAGCUGCUCAAGUCCUUUUUUUACGUCACGGAAACUACAUUUCAGAAGAACCGGCUCUUCUUCUACCGGAAGAGUAUCUGGAGCCAGUUGCAGAGCAUAGGAAUCAGACAACACUUCAAUAGUGUGCAUCUUCGAGAACUGUCAGAAGCAGAGGUCAGGAGACACCAGGAAGCCAGACCCACUCUGCUGACAUCCAAACUCCGCUUCCUCCCCAAGCCCAGUGGGCUUCGGCCAAUCGUGAACAUGGACUACGUUGUGGGAGCCAGAACGUUCCGCAGAGACAAGAAGGUCCGGCACCUCACCUCACAAGUGAAGAACCUGUUCAGUGUGCUGAACUACGAGCGGGCCCGGCGGCCCAGCCUCCUAGGGGCCUCUGUGCUGGGCAUGGACGACAUCCACAGGGUCUGGCGUAGCUUUGUGCUGCGCGUGCGGGCUCAGGACCCAGCGCCCCAGCUGUACUUUGUCAAGGUGGACGUGACGGGGGCCUACGAUGCCCUCCCUCAGGACAAGCUGGUGGAGGUGAUUGCCAACGUGAUCAGGCCUCAAGAAAACACGUACUGCGUGCGCCAGUAUGCAGUGGUCCAGAGAACCGCCCAGGGGCACGUCCGCAAGUCCUUCAAAAGACACCAGGUGUCCACCUUCGUGGACCUCCAGCCGUACAUGAGACAGUUCGUGGAGCAUCUACAGGAGACAAGCUCCCUGAGAGAUGCCGUGGUCAUCGAGCAGAGCUCCUCUCUGAACGAGACUGGCCACAGCCUUUUCCACCUCUUCCUGCGCCUGGUGCACAACCACGUCAUCAGGAUUGGGGGCAAGUCCUACGUGCAGUGUCAGGGGAUCCCCCAGGGCUCCAUCCUGUCCACUCUGCUCUGCAGCCUGUGCUACGGGGACAUGGAGAGCAGGCUGUUUUCCGGGAUCCAGCAGGACGGGGUGCUUCUGCGUCUGGUGGACGACUUCCUGCUGGUCACGCCUCACCUGGCGCAAGCCCAAGCCUUUCUCAGGACCCUGGUCAGCGGUGUUCCUGAGUAUGGCUGCACAGCCAACUUGCAGAAGACGGCAGUGAACUUCCCCGUGGACACCGGCGCCCCGGGCAGUGCGGCCCCCCUCCAGCUGCCCGCCCACUGCCUGUUCCCCUGGUGCGGUUUGCUGCUGGACACGCGGACCCUGGAGGUGUUCUGCGACUACUCCAGUUACGCCCAGACCUCCAUUCGCUCGAGCCUGACCUUCAGCCAGGGCACCAGGCCCGGGAGGAACAUGCGUCGCAAGCUGCUUGCGGUCAUGCGGCUGAAGUGCUGCGCUGUGUUUCUGGAUCUGCAGGUAAACAGCAUCCACACGGUUUAUACAAACAUUUACAAGAUUUUCUUGCUGCAGGCCUACAGGUUCCACGCGUGCGUGCUCCAGUUUCCGUUCAACCAGCCGGUGAGGAAGAACCCAUCCUUUUUCCUCCGUGUCAUCGCGGACACCGCGUCGCGCUGCUACUCCCUCCUGAAAGCCAAGAACACAGGUGUGCGCAGUGAGCCGGCGCGGCUGGCGGGUUCGGGGGGGGGGGGGGGGGUCACUCGGCGUGCCGGCAAAGCCCAGGCUGCUCGCCCGCCUGCUUCCGAUCCUGGGCGCCGUGUGUGCUCCAGGAGCCCCUGUGCCGCACCUGCCACCAGCGGAGUCGUUGGGGGGGGGGGGGGGGGACUUAGGGAGGCCGGCUCGUGCCGCCUGCAGAUGCGGUGGCCCUUGCCGAUGGCGCACUGGCCUCUCACCCGCCCUCUGCCCGAGGGCAGCAGUCCUGUGUGCUGGGAGUGUGACGGUCAUUCCUGGCCUCCUCCUGGUGGGCACCUCCGUCAGGCCCGGGCGUGUUCACGCCUCUCCCCGGCCACUUGCGCAAAGGCGGGCCAGGGGUCGGCAGGGGGCCGGCCCCUGCACCGGCUGCCCAUCCCAGGGGAACGUGAGGGGCGCCCACGUGGGCCGCUGGCCCGCCUCUGCCUGGGGCUCCCCGUCUGCAGCUCGGCCUUCCUCCGGGCACCCCCAAGGAUGGUCUCCGCUCCCCGUGGCCUCUCCAGAAGGUUCUGGUCCGUCUGCAGCCCAGGCCGAGCCGUGUCCCCAGGGUCCUUGCUGUUUUCCGUUUUGUGCAAGUUUCUUCGGGAAAGUGGAAGGAAGCGUUUCAGCCAUUAGGGUCCCUGGUGCUUGUGUUGGGGCCGUCCUUGAAACAAAAUCACCUGUUUGACCCCUGGCCUCUGCCCCUGCUCCUGGGCUCGGGGUGGGGGGCAGGGACCCCAGCUGGCAUCGGGAGCAUCAGAGGGGAAGAGGGCGGGCGGGGCCUCAGUGGUCCCUGUGUCUCCCCCCCCCCCCCCCCCACAGGGCUGUCCCUAGGGGCCAAGGGCGCCUCCGGCCCAUUUCCUUCCGAGGCCGCCCGGUGGCUCUGCCUGCACGCCUUCCUGCUCAAGCUGGCUCGUCACAGCAGCACCUACAGAUGUCUUCUGGGACCGCUCCGGGCGGGUGA
Molecule: messenger RNA, 4117 nt
Organism: Acinonyx jubatus (cheetah)
Lineage: Eukaryota; Metazoa; Chordata; Mammalia; Carnivora; Felidae
Gene: TERT
Product: telomerase reverse transcriptase
Exons: 14
Coding region: 31-3789 (1252 amino acids)
Biological process (GO): telomere maintenance via telomerase
Cellular component (GO): telomerase catalytic core complex
Molecular function (GO): telomerase RNA binding; telomeric repeat DNA binding
Source: RefSeq, a predicted model, not a curated record